GAGCCCAGUUCAAGCGAGUCUGUUCAAGAAACGUUAGUUAUUUCUGUCGGUCACGACUAUGCGCACCUCCUGCCACCAGGCACUAGUUCCCCGUCCCACUCGAUGGUUGAUUCCGGCCCCCGUGCCGUCGUGUUGAAAGGUAUGAACAAGCUGCGUCAAAUGGGCUCCGGAGCGCACACAAUUGUAUGGAAACUCUCUUCGGACCCUCAUUCUCUGGAUUGCAAUGCCACGAUCUGACUGCGCCCCUCACACAUGUUGAACGGCGAUACCAGUGUACUUGCCUACUCUCCUACUGUCGUCUAUUCAUAUGGCUUUUAGUCGGUUUCUCCCGCUCCUGUGAUACAUUGCCACUUGUAUUUGUUGCUUACGCUUCAUGAGAUGCAUUGCAGACGGCAUUAUUUGUCUUCUUUUAAACAUAAAGCGCUUUUUUAUUCCUUCUUUUCCUGCCUCAUUUUUAAUGUGCAAUAUCAAAUCCAUUUUAUGUUUUCUCUCCUCCCAUUACUUAUUUGCUUGUUUUUCCCUAUCCGUUUUUGUCAUUUCUCAAGAAACAUACUCUUGUCAUCGCAAGCCGAGUUUUCCUCCGUGUAACGUUUUCCCUACUUGACUUCACUAUUAAAUCUAUCUUGCUUG
Molecule: messenger RNA, 630 nt
Organism: Dicrocoelium dendriticum
Lineage: Eukaryota; Metazoa; Platyhelminthes; Trematoda; Plagiorchiida; Dicrocoeliidae
Source: the annotation of a GenBank genome assembly